CGCUGCAGAGUGAGACAUCUAGGGAGCAAUAUGAAAGCAAGCCGCUCCUUCCAAUACCGCCAACCCAGGAAGGUGAGGCUCAACAGGCAGUCACGAUAGCGCUGUGUUCCUGCAUGGAUGGUUGCGAUGGCAAAUGCAGGGUAGAAGGCGGUGGAAGCCGCUCGAUUCGGUCACGUCAGAUGCCUCACCAUGCGCUGCGGCGGUUUGGACGCAGGCCGGCUCGAGUCGAGUGCAAGCGCAUCAGUCACUGCCGUCAGUGCAUUGUCUUGUCAUCCGGCCGCGAGGCAUGCUUUGCCGGACUUUGAUCUGCUUAAAGGAAGCGCCGCAGCCUGCCUCGCCUUAACUCGCCCAUUACCUCGCCGUCUGUCCCCUUGCUCUACCACGGUUUGCCCACGCCCGUCACUACAUUGCUCACCCACGGCGCCUUCACCCCAACAACCCGCCCAACCACGCUUUCACCACGCCUUCUGUCCCUACAUAAGCCUCGCUGUGCCCUUCUCUACGCCAGCAUUCUCACCCGAGCACACGACACUGCCUCCACUGCCUCACUUGCCGCUUUCAUCUGCGACCGGCGCUAUCUCCGUUAUCUCAACCUCAUCGGCCGCCACUACCACCGUCGUCACCGUCACCGCACGUACCGCAGCACACCUCACCAUCAAUCACCGCCAUCAUGAUGCGUCGCUCUGACUCCAUUUCCAGCAUCAGCUCGAUGGGCUCUGACGCCGACGAGACGAUGCGCAUCUUCGUCAAGACUGUGU
Molecule: messenger RNA, 758 nt
Organism: Didymella exigua CBS 183.55
Lineage: Eukaryota; Fungi; Ascomycota; Dothideomycetes; Pleosporales; Didymellaceae
Exons: 1
Coding region: 190-687 (165 amino acids)
Source: RefSeq, a predicted model, not a curated record